GCGGCCUCACAGGAGAGCGACGCUGUGCGUACGCACGCAGGACUCCAAUAAAGUUUUCUUCUUCAAAACACAGCAGGUGCCUAUGGAGGCCGGGUAGGCUGCAGGAGCUGGGCAUGAAGCCAGGCGGCCACAGGAGAGCCGUCGGCGGCGGCGAUGAGCGACAUAGUGGAGAAGACGCUGACGGCGUUGCCGGGACUCUUCCUGCAGAACCAGCCGGCGGCAGGGCCCACGGCCGCCAAGACGUCCUUGUCGUCGAGGCUGGGCGGCCUCAUCCGCGGCAUCACCGCACUCACCUCCAAGCACGAAGAAGAGAAAUUAAUCCAGCAAGAACUGAACUGUCUGAAAGCAACUAUUUCUGCUCCUACUACAACUCCAAAAAUGAUGAAGGAAUGUAUGGUGAGACUUAUAUAUUGUGAAAUGCUUGGAUAUGAUGCUUCCUUUGGCUAUAUACAUGCAAUCAAGUUGGCCCAACAAGGAACCCUCUUAGAAAAAAGAGUAGGUUAUUUGGCUGUUUCUUUAUUUCUACAUGAAAGUCAUGAACUGUUACUUCUCCUUGUGAAUACAGUGGUAAAGGACCUGCAGAGCACUAAUCUGGUAGAAGUAUGCAUGGCGCUUACUAUUGUCAGCCAGAUUUUCCCUCGAGAAAUGAUUCCAGCUGUUCUCCCAUUGAUAGAAGACAAACUUCAGCAUUCUAAGGAGAUUAUACGAAGAAAAACUGUUCUGGCAUUAUACAAAUUCCAUCUCAUUGCUCCUAAUCAAGUACAACAUAUCCAUAUUAAGUUUCGGAAAGCACUUUGUGACAGAGAUGUUGGGGUUAUGGCUGCUUCUUUGCACAUAUACCUUCGGUUGAUUAAGGAGAAUUCAUCUGGAUAUAAAGACUUGACUGGGAGUUUUGUAACAAUUUUAAAGCAAGUAGUUGGAGGAAAGCUCCCAGUAGAUUUUAAUUACCACAGUGUGCCUGCACCAUGGUUACAAAUUCAGCUUUUGAGAAUACUAGGACUUCUAGGAAAAGAUGACCAAAGGACAAGUGAAUUAAUGUAUGAUGUUCUUGAUGAAUCCUUACGAAGAGCCGAGUUAAAUCACAAUGUCACUUAUGCUAUUCUGUUUGAAUGUGUACAUACAGUCUAUUCUAUUUAUCCUAAAUCAGAAUUACUUGAGAAGGCUGCCAAAUGCAUUGGAAAAUUUGUUCUGUCAUCUAAAAUAAAUCUCAAAUAUUUAGGCCUGAAAGCUCUUACCUAUGUUAUCCAACAAGAUCCUACUCUGGCUCUUCAACACCAGAUGACAAUAAUUGAGUGCUUAGACCAUCCUGAUCCCAUUAUUAAAAGAGAGACUCUGGAACUUCUUUACAGAAUUACAAAUGCACAGAAUGUAACAGUUAUUGUACAGAAAAUGCUUGAAUAUUUACAUCAGAGCAAAGAAGAGUAUAUCAUUGUCAAUUUGGUUGGCAAAAUAGCUGAGCUGGCUGAGAAAUAUGCUCCUGAUAAUGCAUGGUUUAUUCAGACAAUGAAUGCUGUAUUUUCAGUGGGAGGAGAUGUAAUACAUCCUGAUAUUCCCAAUAACUUUCUGAGACUGCUAGCAGAAGGUUUUGAUGAUGAGACAGAAGAUCAACAAUUAAGAGUCUAUGCAGUUCAGUCUUAUCUCACUUUACUAGAUAUGGAAAAUGUAUUCUAUCCACAGAGAUUUCUUCAAGUUAUGAGUUGGGUGUUAGGAGAGUAUUCCUACCUUUUACAUAAAGAAGCACCAGAGGAAGUCAUAACGAGGCUCUACAAGUUACUUAUGAAUGACUCCAUUUCUUCAGAAACAAAGGCUUGGUUAAUUGCUGCUGUGACUAAAUUGACACCCCAAGCACAUUCUUCUAACAUAGUGGAGAGAUUAAUCCAGGAAUUUACUGUAUCUUUGAAUACUUGUAUGAGACAGCAUGCAUUUGAAUUAAAACAUUUGCAUGAGAAUGUAGAGGCUAUGAAGAGCUUGUUUCCAGUUGAUAAGAGUUGUGAAGACAUGGUGGUAGAUGCAUCCUUAUCUUUUCUGGAUGGUUUUGUGGCUGAAGGACUCAGUCGGGGGGCAGCACCUUACAAACCUCCCCACCAACGUCAGGAGGAAAAGCUUUCUCAGGAAAAAGUACUCAAUUUUGAACCAUAUGGACUCUCCUUUUCUUCAUCUGGCUUCACUGGACGACAGUCUCCUGCUGGCAUUUCUCUUGGUUCAGAUAUAUCUGGGAAUAGUGCUGAGACAGGACUAAAGGA
Molecule: messenger RNA, 2243 nt
Organism: Castor canadensis (American beaver)
Lineage: Eukaryota; Metazoa; Chordata; Mammalia; Rodentia; Castoridae
Gene: Ap4e1
Product: adaptor related protein complex 4 subunit epsilon 1
Biological process (GO): intracellular protein transport; vesicle-mediated transport
Cellular component (GO): AP-4 adaptor complex; membrane coat
Source: RefSeq, a predicted model, not a curated record